AUUUCCCCAAUUUCGCGGUUUGCACUUUGCAGAGCUCACUCAGAUAGAACACCAAACCUCCGGAAAUCGGCAAUGGACAUGAACGGGGCCGCGACGGACGUCGGCAUGGAGGGUCUGAACAAGUGCUUGAGCAGCUUUAUCGACGUCGGAACCGUCGAGAGCCACCGCUACUACCUCGCUCGGAGGACGGUGUUGGAGAUGCUCAGGGACCGCGACUACGCCGUCCCCAUGGCGGACAUUGACAUCUCGCUUCAGGAAUUUCGCGCGAAGCGCGGGGACAGAACGGAUCUCGAUGAUAUGACGAUCACCUCUCUCCAUAAGUACGACCCUGAUAAUAAGGUUCAGGUCAUAUUCUGCGGGUCAAGUGUGAUAAAAGUAAGUACUAUCCGCGGAAUUUUAAAUGGGAUAGCCAACAAGGAGACCUUGAAUCGGUUGAUAUUGGUUGUCGAAAAUCAACUGACCAACCAAGCUACAAAAGCUGUAGAGCUCUUUCCAUGCAAAGUUGAAAUCUUCCAGGUCAAAGACUUGCUUGUCAACAUCACAAAGCAUGCAUUGAGGCCAAAGCAUCAAAUUCUCUCUGACGAAGAGAAGCAAAAGCUUUUGGAGAAGUACAACUUGGAGGAGAAACAGCUUCCUAGGAUGCUACAGAAGGACGCAAUUGCCCGCUACUACGGACUUGAAAGAGGACAGGUUGUGAAGGUUACGUACACCGGUGAAAUCAUUGAGACGCACGUUACAUACCGUUGUGUUUGGUGAUGUGCUUUUGGUGCAAGAUUUUAUAACCCGGGCAAAAAAUGAUUCAAGAAUGAUCUAAACAUUUUAAGGCAUGUAUGAUUUUCUGUUAGUAAAUUUGAUGAUUCUUAUCUACUAACUCAUCUAUACCAACCCAUCCCAUUACCCAUUGGGUGGGGUGUAGUGGAUUUUGGGGUUAGAAGUAUUACUCUUACGAACGAAGCACCAACGAAGCACCGUACGUGUCACACAUUAUUUUAAGGUAAAAAAAAUUGUUGUGUUUUU
This is a messenger RNA of Cuscuta campestris, 1017 nucleotides long. The record is from the annotation of a GenBank genome assembly. NCBI's taxonomy places the organism in Eukaryota, Viridiplantae, Streptophyta, Magnoliopsida, Solanales, Convolvulaceae.